CAAAAGAUGACAAAGUACAGAACUCUAAAACAGCCUCCCUCUUCUCUACUCUUCUUCCAAGUACUGAAAGCCUGAAAUCAUGAGAUUCCUUUCAUGGGUGGCUAUUGGAGUAGUUGUUGCAGUUUCCAUUCAACUAUCUUCAUCAACUGAGAACCAAGAAACUCUUUCCUCAGAGGCUGUGAAAAUCAGUGAGUUGCCUGGCCAACCAAAGGUUAACUUCCAGCAGUUCUCAGGAUAUAUCACCGUGGAUGAAAAGCAAGAGAGAGCUCUGUUCUACUACCUCGUUGAGGCAGAGAUAGAACCAUCUUCAAAGCCUCUUGUUCUUUGGUUAAAUGGAGGGCCGGGUUGUUCAUCUAUUGGAGCAGGGGCAUUCUCUGAGCAUGGACCCUUUAGACCAAAUGGAUACUUAUUAGUCAGAAAUGAGUAUAGCUGGAACAAAGAAGCAAACAUGUUAUACUUAGAGACACCAGCAGGGGUAGGUUUCUCUUAUUCUAGUAAUGCCUCCUACUAUAAAGUUGUGGAUGACGAAAUGACUGCCAGAGACAAUCUGGUGUUCCUGCAACACUGGUAUGCCAAGUUUCCGGAAUACAGGAACAGAGAUUUAUUCAUCACUGGAGAAAGCUAUGCUGGUCAUUAUGUCCCACAACUUGCAUUGCUCAUUGUUCAGUUCAACAUGGAGAAGCAAUUCAAUCUGAAAGGCAUAGCUCUGGGGAAUCCUCUUUUGGAAUUCACAACUGACUUCAACUCUAGGGCUAUGUUUUCCUGGUCACAUGGUUUGAUAUCAGAUUCAACAUAUGUAGCAUUCACUUCAGUUUGUAACUUCUCUCGCUACGAGAGUGAAUCUUUCAGAUUCUCUCUUUCUCCUGUCUGUGUGGAAGUAAUGACUCAGGUCAGUAGAGAAGUUAGUAGAUAUGUUGAUGAGUAUGAUGUCACACUUGAUGUCUGUCCCUCAUCCCUUCAAGCACAAUCAAAGUUUCUCACUAGCCUGCAAUAUGAAGAUAAAAUAGAUAUCUGUGUCCGAGAUGAAACAUAUAUUUAUUUAAACCGGAGAGAUGUACAGAAGGCUCUCCACGCUCGUCUUGUGGGUGUCUCCAAUUGGAGUGUAUGCAGUGAAGUUAUCCACUAUAAGUUGUUGAACUUAGAGGAAACAAUGAUUCCAAUCCUGGGCUCGCUUAUCAAAUCUGGGAUCAGGGUCAUGGUUUAUAGCGGAGAUCAAGAUUCAGUUAUACCAUUGACUGGGAGUCGGACAUUGGUUCAUGGAUUAGCAAAAGAAUUGGGACUGAACACAACUGUGACUUACAGAGUUUGGUUCGCACAGAAGAAGGUUGGCGGAUGGACACAACUGUAUGGUGAUAUCCUAUCCUUUGCCACAAUUAGAGGAGCUUCUCACACAGCUCCAUUUUCACAACCAGAGAGAGCACUUGUGUUGUUCAAUGCAUUUUUAGAAGGCAAGCCACUGCCAACUGCACUGUAAUAUACUGAAGAAAUCCAUAUGGGAGUAGUGAAUACUUCAGUGACAAUGCACUGUAAUAAAUAUACAGUUAGAAAUUAAUGUAA
Molecule: messenger RNA, 1557 nt
Organism: Macadamia integrifolia
Lineage: Eukaryota; Viridiplantae; Streptophyta; Magnoliopsida; Proteales; Proteaceae
Product: serine carboxypeptidase-like 45
Exons: 10
Coding region: 80-1474 (464 amino acids)
Biological process (GO): proteolysis
Cellular component (GO): vacuole
Molecular function (GO): serine-type carboxypeptidase activity
Source: RefSeq, a predicted model, not a curated record